AUGCAGCGGACCAGUGCCAUGAUUGCCGCCGAGCUCUACGCAGAGCAGCCCGACGUGACCUUUGACGAAGUGGUGACGGCGCGAAAGUUGAAGACACGGCAGCACAAGCUACGAGAGAUGCGCUUCAUGCUGCUCCCCGGCAGCACGCGGCUCAACGCCUGGCGUGCCUCCAUGGUCAUCACUGUCCUUCUCGCCGUCCUCUCCGCACCGCUUGAGAUGGCUUUCAGCUACAGCCAGCUCAUCUAUCAGUUCUACUGGGUGUCGAAGCUGAUCGACAUACUCUUCUGGCUGGACAUGAUCAUCAGCUUCAACGUGGCCACCAUCUCCCAUGGCAGGAUGGAGACAAAUCGCAACGUCUUGGCCAAGAACUAUGCGAAGUCGUGGCUUCUCCCUGACUUCCUCAUCAACUUCCCUUGGGACGAUGUUCUUCAGGAGCACGGGAAAACCCGGAAGAUUGCGAAGAUCCUGAAGCUUCCUAAGGUCUUCCGGGUGACGCGCUUGUUGCGGGUCGCAGACGAGGAGGCCCAGUUCUUCGGCACGGCCGCCAACAUCGGGGGGCUGCUUCUCAUGGGCCACUACCUGGCCUGCAUCUGGGUCGGCCUGCUCGUCGAUUGCACUUCAGAGCUCGACGCGCAGCAGCUCUGUCCAGACAUGCUUACCGUCUACCUGCAGGGGUUGUCCAUCGGCAUGGCCUCUCUGGCCGGCUCCGAUAGCUGGACGCGGUACAGCUUCGAGCAGGUGUCUGCUACAGAGCCGUGGGCCUUCCAAUGGCAUGCCUACUACACCGGGCUCUGCGAAGUUGUGGCUGCCUUGAGCUCCCUGCUUGGCGUCAUCCUCGUCGGCAUGCUCUACAGCAACCUGGCGCACGCCAUGGACCGCCACCACUCGCACACGCGCCUGUUCCAUGCGCGAGUGUCCAACCUCCAGGCUGCGGCCCAUCAGCACGCGAUCCCCAAAGAGCUCUUCGGUCGCAUCAAGCGGCACUACUACUACGUCUGGUCCUGCGGCUCGGACACCUCAAAGGCCAUUCUCACCGACGCCACGCUCUCCCUGGACUUGAGGCGCGAGCUGGCCUACUGCUUCUAUGGGCACAUCCUCAAGCAGGUGCCGUUUCUAGAGCUCACUGACAAGCACUUCUUGCAGCAGAUCUGCGAAUUUGUGGAGAUCGAGAUCUUUGCGGCGCAGGACCGCAUCAUCUGCGCCGGGGAUGUUGGAACCGAGCUGUACUUCGUCGCGGUGGGUGAGGUCGAAGUCGUUUUACCCAGCGGCCUGAUCGACCGCAAGGGCACCGUCAUCAAGACCCUGCAUGAAGGAUCGUUCUUCGGCGAGCUCGGGCUGCUCUUCCCCGACUCCAAGCACAAGGUGGACGUCUUCGGCUCGACAGCCGGGUGGCUUCUGGUGGUGCCCAGGGGCACCCUGGAGAAGUUCUGCACCGAGGAGCUGUUGGAGACCUUUCGGUUCGUGGCUUUGGAGCGACUGCGCAAGCAUUCUGAGAUGGCGACAGGGGUGGCUUCAGACGAGGUCUGGUGGGGCCUGGGGAUCUUCACUUGUAGGUGCCUUCGGAGCACGGUAAAUGCUUAG
Symbiodinium natans is the source of this 1581-nucleotide messenger RNA. The record is from the annotation of a GenBank genome assembly. NCBI's taxonomy places the organism in Eukaryota, Dinophyceae, Suessiales, Symbiodiniaceae.